This is a messenger RNA of Annulohypoxylon truncatum, 934 nucleotides long. RefSeq names its product DUF1774-domain-containing protein. The record is from RefSeq and is a predicted model, not a curated record. NCBI's taxonomy places the organism in Eukaryota, Fungi, Ascomycota, Sordariomycetes, Xylariales, Hypoxylaceae. The transcript is spliced from 4 exons. Bases 1 to 816 code for a protein of 271 amino acids.
AUGGAGCGACUUCAUCAUCACAAGGUAUUGACAACAGUGACCUGGCUGUUGUCUAUCAUUAUCUCAAUCUACUAUACCUUCGAGAAACCGCACGAUGGUGUCUGGCCUCGUCGGAAGAUAUGGCAUCAGAACGAUAAGUUUCACACGGCGUUCCGACUGAAUUCCAUCAUCGCUAGCAUCUACUGGAUCGUUCUUUUCGUUCUCCAGGGAGGAUACAUCGCCCACCUAUUCUCCGGAACCGUCGAACACGUGAACGCAGCUUGCUCGGUGGGCAGUCACUUUAUCGUGAACAAUUUAUUCCACUUCGCUUUUGUCAUGCUAUUCGUACGCUCCUAUUUCGGUUGGGCAGAGCUGUUCAUCAUUCUCAACUUCUUCAACUUGAGCUCGCUGUAUUUCCGUCAUCCUGGUUACGCACGAUUCAUCCAUACGCCUGUCGUGUCUGGGCCGUUGGCGUGGACUUUUAUUGCGAUAUACUGGAAUGGGGCUAUCAUGGUGCCUCAUCCCGACACGCUUGUCGCCCGUAUAUUCGGUAACAUCUUCAUCUGGUCGAUCCUAGUAUACGGUCUGUUUUUCAUUGUCGUGUACAAGGAUUACACCAUGGGAUUUAACCUUAGCGUUCUAUCGGCGGCUAUCGGCGUGUCCCAAUUCUUGCGACAGGUCGUUGCGUUUCAAUGGAUCUUUGCCUUUGUCAUCAUGGCCGUUCUCUUCGUGGCUACUCUCGUAGUUGCUGUGCCCGCGGCAACAGGCAGAGAUAUCAAGUUUGCGAGAGCUCGAGCGGGUGAUACUGAGCGAGCUCCGCUCCUUGGUGAGAAUUAGUAGUGUUGUACGGAGGCUACAUACCAGUAACCCUUACUAAUGGGUUAAUGGGUGAGAGAGGUACCGGCGAAGUGUGAUGCCAAGCAAUACACUGUCAUUGGAGAUGUCCUUCAUAGCU